AUGGAUGCAUUCAGAGCACCUGAAAAUGAGUCGCUGCUGUCCAGUUCCUCUGGUCCUGCCAGGUGGGAUCCCUUCCGUCGUCCCUUGGACUCCGUCCAGCCCUGGCACUUCAGGCUCCUGGCAGCAGUAAUGUUGGCGGUGACCUCCCUGUCGCUUGCUGAGAACCUGGCUGUAAUCCUGGUGACUCUGAAGUUCAAGCAAUUGAGACAACCUGUCAAUUACGUUAUAGUCAAUUUGUCUGUGGCCGAUUUCCUCGUCUCACUGACUGGUGGCACCAUCAGCUUUUUAACCAAUCUGAAAGGUUAUUUCUAUAUGGGAUACUGGGCUUGUGUACUGGAAGGAUUUGCUGUCACAUUUUUUGGCAUUGUUGCUCUCUGGUCUCUUGCUCUGUUGGCUUUUGAGCGGUAUGUUGUGAUCUGCCGCCCAUUGGGAAAUAUGCGCUUGAGGGGGAAGCAUGCAGGCCUAGGUAUUGCCUUUGUGUGGACAUUUUCCUUCAUUUGGACCAUUCCACCGACAAUGGGUUGGAGCAGUUACACCACCAGUAAGAUUGGAACUACUUGUGAGCCCAACUGGUACUCAGGAGCUUAUAUCGACCAUACGUACAUUAUUGCAUUCUUCACUACCUGCUUUAUAGUGCCUUUAUUGGUGAUUUUGGUAUCCUAUGGAAAACUGAUGCAGAAGCUAAGGAAGGUGUCAGAUACACAAGGCAGGCUGGGAACUACCAGGAAACCUGAAAGACAAGUGACUAGAAUGGUUGUCGUUAUGAUCAUUGCCUUUCUAAUCUGCUGGACGCCAUACGCCACCUUUUCUAUCCUAGUCACUGCAUACCCCUCCAUUGAUCUGGAUCCUCGUCUGGCAGCAAUUCCAGCUUUCUUUUCUAAAACAGCUACUGUUUAUAAUCCAAUUAUUUAUGUCUUUAUGAACAAACAGUUCAGGAAGUGUCUGAUUCAGAUGUUCAGCUGCAGUGCCAUAGAAACCACAGAGUCCAACAUCAACCCAACUUCAGAGAGAGCAAUGCUAACCCAGGACAAAAGAGGCAGUGAGAUGUCCACUAUGGCAGUACGUAGCACCGUUUCUAAGAGGAAAACCGGAGAUGAACAUAGAAAUUGCCGAUCUCUUGCUCAGUUGGCAGCUUCAGAAAACAAAAUCUGUCCCAUGUAG
Messenger RNA from Nipponia nippon (crested ibis), 1161 nucleotides. Its product is annotated as opsin-VA. Gene Ontology annotation, biological process: G protein-coupled receptor signaling pathway; visual perception. The record is from RefSeq and is a predicted model, not a curated record. Gene Ontology annotation, molecular function: G protein-coupled receptor activity. Gene Ontology annotation, cellular component: membrane. Lineage: Eukaryota; Metazoa; Chordata; Aves; Pelecaniformes; Threskiornithidae.